This is a messenger RNA of Perognathus longimembris pacificus (Pacific pocket mouse), 1282 nucleotides long. It is a transcript of the gene Crym, whose product is annotated as crystallin mu. The coding region runs from base 46 to 990 and encodes 314 amino acids. The transcript has 8 exons. NCBI's taxonomy places the organism in Eukaryota, Metazoa, Chordata, Mammalia, Rodentia, Heteromyidae. Gene Ontology annotation, cellular component: cytoplasm. The record is from RefSeq and is a predicted model, not a curated record. Gene Ontology annotation, biological process: thyroid hormone metabolic process. Gene Ontology annotation, molecular function: thyroid hormone binding.
GCAGCGCUGACCCGCGGUGGCUGAGGUUGGGAGGCCGGCGGCAGGAUGAGCCGGGCGCCCGCGUUCCUGAGCGCGGCCGAGGUUCAGGGCCACCUCCGCAGCUCCAGCCUCCUCAUCCCGCCCCUGGAGGUGGCGCUGGCUAACUUCUCUAGUGGCCCUGAUGGAGGGGUGGUGCAGCCGGUGCGCACCGUGGUGCCGGUGGCCAAGCACCGAGGCUUCCUGGGGGUGAUGCCAGCCUACAGUGCCGCAGAGGACGCCCUGACCACCAAGCUGGUCACCUUCUACGAGGGCCACAGCAGCGCCUCCGCCGUCUCCUCCCACCAGGCCACGGUGCUUCUCUUUGAGCCGAGUAAUGGCUCCCUCCUGGCGGUCAUGGAUGGGAAUGUCAUCACGGCUAAGAGAACAGCUGCGGUGUCUGCCAUCGCCACCAAGCUUUUGAAACCGCCCAGCAGUGAAGUGUUGUGCAUCCUUGGGGCUGGAGUCCAGGCCUACAGCCACUAUGAGAUCUUCAUAGAGCAGUUCUCCUUUAAGGAGGUGAGGAUAUGGAAUCGCACCAAAGAAAAUGCAGAGAAGUUUGCAAACACCGUUCAAGGAGCUGUGCGAGUCUGUUCCUCGGUGCAGGAGGCUGUGACAGGUGCUGAUGUGAUCAUCACAGUCACCAUGGCAACAGAACCCAUUUUAUUUGGUGAAUGGGUGAAGCCAGGGGCGCACAUCAAUGCGGUUGGUGCCAGCAGGCCUGACUGGAGAGAACUGGAUGAUGAGCUGAUGAAGCAGGCAGUGCUGUAUGUGGACUCCAGAGAGGCUGCUCUGAAGGAGUCAGGCGACGUCCUGUUAUCAGGGGCUGAGAUCUUCGCUGAGUUGGGAGAAGUGGUGAAGGGGGUGAAGCCAGCCUACUGUGAGAAGACCACGGUGUUCAAGUCCUUGGGAAUAGCAGUGGAAGACCUGGUCGCAGCCAAACUGGUGUAUGAUUCCUGGUUGUCUGGAAAGUGAGACAAAGGAGCUAGCUUUGUGUCAGUGGAUGGAUGCUGCCACUGCCCAAGGGAUGCUGUCGCUGGUUGUUUUCUAAUUUCUAGAUUAAAUGAGGGAACCUGGUCCUCAAGGAGCUAGAGUCUUGUGUUUAGCAUGCCUCACCAUAAAAAUACUGAACCCCCCCUUCAUGUUUGUAGUUGGGAAGCAAACCUAGGUAACUAUUUCUUCUGUGCUAGCAGGUGAUAACAGGAUUUCUUUCACCUUGUACUUCACUAACUUGAUAUUUCCUGGGAAUAAAGCAUUUUUCAAUUCA